AGACACAAUGCAGGGCUGGCUCCGACUCAUUCUUGCGUGUUGCUUUGCGGCUUUGAUUCUGGCCAGCGAACCGGUGGCUAAAAGGCCGGCUCUUCUUUCGAGAUAUGGUCGCGCCGUCUUGUCUCGAUAUGGAAAACGAGCACUCACAAGAGUGAAAAAUCCCAACAGUGAUUUGCUGCUUUGCCGAAGUGCGAAUGGAGGAAUUGUCUGCGCACCAUACAACGACGAAGAGAGGAAAUGAACCCUAUCUGCACACGAUGUAUCACGAAAAAAAUUGCUAUGUUAGCUAUCGUCACCACUGUAAUCAAUUGUUGGUCCUAUUUGAACAGAUUUAUUUAUACAUUGAUAAUCUGCAGAUAUUCGAAACAAUAAAACUGUAAGUUGAGGAACUGAGGCAAGCAUUAUGCGAAUCCUGACUUCUCGAUCG
Messenger RNA from Cylicocyclus nassatus, 427 nucleotides. Lineage: Eukaryota; Metazoa; Nematoda; Chromadorea; Rhabditida; Strongylidae. The record is from the annotation of a GenBank genome assembly.